This is a messenger RNA of Vollenhovia emeryi, 813 nucleotides long. RefSeq lists its product as uncharacterized. The record is from RefSeq and is a predicted model, not a curated record. The transcript has a single exon. The coding region runs from base 1 to 813 and encodes 270 amino acids. Lineage: Eukaryota; Metazoa; Arthropoda; Insecta; Hymenoptera; Formicidae.
AUGGCGCUCUACGGGGCGCCGGUGUGGUCAGCGGCUCUGGAGCGCAAUUCCAGAGCCCUGGCUAUACUUAGGAAGGCGCAAAGGAGAGCGGCAAUUAGGGUGGUGAGAGCUUACAGGACGGUCUCCCACCCCGCUGCGACGCUGUUAGCGGGACUUCCCCCGAUAGACAUAGCGGCGGGAAUAUACGCAGCUAUGUAUGACCGGGUGCGAGAGUUGAGGGAGGAAGGAGUGAUCGUCACCCCAGCCAUCAGGAGGACCCUCAGGUCGCAGAUGCAAGAGGGAAUGAGAGAGGAAUGGAGGACCAGACUCGGCGAGCCGAACAGCUCGGGCCGCAGGACUGUGGACGCCAUCCUCCCGAGGUUGCAGGAAUGGCUGGAUCGCCCGUGGACACGAGCAUCCUACCGCACGACACAGGUGCUCUCCGGACAUGGGUGCUUCGGGGAGUACCUGUGUCGAAUAGGUCGCGAUGGCACCCCUAGGUGCAACCAUUGUGGAGGGGACCGGGACACGGCGCAGCACACUCUCCAAGAGUGCCCGGCAUGGGAGGAAGAGCGCCGUGCCCUGGUCGAAGUUAUUGGGGAUGACCUAUCGCUCAAUAAGGUGAUCGAGGCGAUCGUAGAAGGAGAAGAAGGCUGGGAAGCCUUCUACAAAUUCUGCGAGGGAGUCAUGAGCUCAAAGGAAAGCGCCGAAAGAGAGAGGAGAGGAGAAACCAACCCCCAGGAUGGCGCACAUGGAGGGAGAGGCGCACCACCAAGGAGAGGUAGAAGAAGGUGGACGCGUCGGCAGCCAGCUCAUCUCAGAGCCUGGCAGUAG